GCGCGAGUCAGACUCUACGGAGCACCGUGUAAUUGCAAGCCAUCGCUUGCAUCGUAGGUUUCGUGAGUAUUUCGUGCGACAGGGACUUAAUCAGUGUGAUAUUUUGGUAGAUCGUUCACCAAAGGAAAACCUGGAAGAUGGUUUUGGCGGAAAGAAACUCGGAGAAUGUUAGAAACGGGCGCAGGUCGAGAGGCCCCAGCCCCAAUGGACAGACUGAAUCCUCGAGCGAGGAAGACGGAGUUCCAGCAGAAAAAAUACGAGUUGGUCGGGAUUUUCAAGUCAUAAUUCCAGAGUUUAUUCCAGUCAAUGAACGACGAUUAGAUCAAUGCCCUGACAGAGCUUUACUUGUGUGGUCUCCCACAACAGAUAUACCUGAUCAAAAGUUGGAUGAAUAUAUUAUAUUGGCUAAGGAAAAAUAUGGUUACAAUGGAGAACAAGCCCUGGGAAUGUUGUUUUGGCAUAAACAUAACUUAGAACGUGCCGUAUUAGACUUAGCUAAUUUUACACCAUUCCCAGAUGAAUGGACAGUUGAAGACAAAGUUCUUUUUGAACAAGCUUUCCAAUUUCAUGGAAAAAGUUUCCACCGUAUUCGACAAAUGUUACCUGACAAAUCUAUUGCUAGUCUUGUCAAGUACUAUUAUAGUUGGAAGAAAACAAGAACUAGAACAUCAUUAAUGGAUAGACAAGCAAGAAAGUUAACAAGUGGUGGAAAGGAAGGAGAAAAUGGGAGUGAAAAUGGAAGUGAGUUAGGCUCUAAUACAGACAGCGAGUCGGAAGAAAAAAAAUGGACGAUCCACCGCGGAAUACGUCGUGGAAAGAACCAAGCUGUGCCAGGAAGCCAAGGCACUGACGCCAAAGCCCCAUCCGACUCGGAAAACGCCCCUCAGGUUCAGGGCUCGUGCAGUAACUGUGGCGUUGCUUGUCAUAGUGUUCGUGCGACGCCGAAAGGACACGCGUGUCAUAGCUGCUAUCUGCACUGGAGGCGAACUGGUGUAGCAAGGCCAUUAAGUUCCAUGCCAGGUCGUACAAAUAAAAGAAAACCACCCCGCGGCCUGGUCGUUAAUCAUGAUGAUUUAGCAGCAUUGGCUGGUCAACCGAAUCAAGCGAACAACAGUUUACAAGCAAUCGACACUGAAAUUGUUAGCUUAAAACGACAAAUACAAUCGAACAAACAGCAAGUAAGCGCACUGAAACGGAAAACAACUGAUGGUAUCGACGAUUUGCGACCACCAGAAGUGUCGAGUCGUAUAAACGCUCGUUGGACAAAUGACGAGUUACUAUUAGCCGUUCAAGGAGUUAGAAAAUAUGGAAAAGAUUUCUCUGCUAUUGCUGAUGUAAUUGGUACCAAGACGGAAGCUCAUCUACGAUCGUUUUUCGUGAACUAUCGACGGAGGUAUAAUUUAGAUGCGGUUUUAAAGGAAUACGAGGCUGAAAACGGCCCUAUAUUGAUUGAUGAUGAAAAAGAAGAGAAGAUGGAUGUGGAUCAACCAAAUGAAGCUGCAGAAUCAUCUCAAAAGACGAAAUCAUCCGUCGGUCUUGGACAGACGGCUAAAUAACAAAUGAGUAUAUUGUUGAGUACUAAACGUGAGAAAAAUAAUCACAGGCACUUUGAUAAUCGAUAAUAUCAUAGAAGAGAAAGCUUGUGCGUGGUCCGGCG
Messenger RNA from Dufourea novaeangliae, 1657 nucleotides. It is a transcript of the gene CoRest, whose product is annotated as REST corepressor 3. Gene Ontology annotation, molecular function: transcription corepressor activity. Bases 138 to 1556 code for a protein of 472 amino acids. The record is from RefSeq and is a predicted model, not a curated record. NCBI's taxonomy places the organism in Eukaryota, Metazoa, Arthropoda, Insecta, Hymenoptera, Halictidae. Gene Ontology annotation, biological process: regulation of transcription by RNA polymerase II; negative regulation of DNA-templated transcription. Gene Ontology annotation, cellular component: histone deacetylase complex; transcription regulator complex. The transcript has 11 exons.